UUGAAACAGGAAGAGUACCUGCUUGGGGCGUUGCAGUACCACCUACGCCUCACUAAAUGGUCUAACAUGCCAGCUAAGAAGGUCAUACCCAAUUUUCGCACACCUGGCCCUACAGAGGUGACUCAUAUGCUGGAUGGAGGUUAUGCGUUCUAUCAUUGCUUGGGAGGGUAUUCUGGAUACCUUUCCAUACCCAUUGGUUGAAAGCUCCAUGAACGUCAGGCUGAGGACGUUAAACAAGCGCUUCUUGGGAGGCAACCCAAGAAUGAAGUUGAUAUUAUGGAGUGGAGAGUGAAGAAGUUUGGUUGACAAGGACGAAGAAGUUUUCAAUUAAUCUUGUUGUUUAUGAAUGUUUAUCUUUAAUGUUGAAUAAGUUGUAUGGAUACGUUGUGGUUUGCUUGUAUGCUCUGGAUUGAUGUUUUUUGUUUGGAUAAUUUGUAUGAGAAUAAUGAUG
This is a messenger RNA of Linum tenue, 451 nucleotides long. Lineage: Eukaryota; Viridiplantae; Streptophyta; Magnoliopsida; Malpighiales; Linaceae. The record is from the annotation of a GenBank genome assembly.